AUGGCGAUAUGUCGAUCGGUGACCAACUUCGCUCUGGACGUCCAUCAACUGCCCGAAUCGACGAAAAUUCAAAAGCUUGUCCUUGCAGACUCUCAACUGAAAAUCGAUCAACUAUCCGUAAGUAGUGGGUUGUCCUGGAGUUCGGUUCAGCGAAUUUUAAUACAAGAUUUGGGAAUGAAAAGGGUUAUUGCCAAGUUUGUUCCUCGGGCUCUGACUGACCAUCAAAAAGAGCAUCGAGCUGAAACAUGUCGUGCUUUGAAACAGCAGCUUGUAUCUGAUCCAAAUUUUCUGUCAAAGAUCAUCACUGGUGAUGAGACUUUGUGCUACGGUUAUAGACCAGAAACGAAACAACGGUAA
This is a messenger RNA of Acanthoscelides obtectus, 357 nucleotides long. The record is from the annotation of a GenBank genome assembly. NCBI's taxonomy places the organism in Eukaryota, Metazoa, Arthropoda, Insecta, Coleoptera, Chrysomelidae.